GUUUUGUCGCUCAGACAUGCUUGUCGACUGAGAUACUUGAGUUUUGUCCUCAUGAUGACUGUGGGGAGAUCUGAUCGUCUUGCGCCCAGUGUCUUCCUCGUUCUUGUUCCUUGAGCCGACGGCUACUAUCACCGGCGGAAUGAAUCGCUCUUUCUUGCGGGCUGUGGCUUCUGUUUCUCGGAUCGCAGGUCGCUUCCCAGAACCGCGAAGUAGCUCUACCGCCAUCACCCAUCACUGCAUCCGUGCCACUCAACCAUGGUCCUCCAUAAGAAACAUCUCGUCCGGCUCAUCAGCAGCCGCAAACGAGCCCCCAGCGCCGGUCAACACACAGGAUAGCCCAAUCAGCCAAAAUAGCACCUCGGGAAACAAUCUCCCUCUCCCAGACCAAGUGCGUCUCCUCAUGCGCCGAGUCCCCUACCCCGUCGCCAUCAUCACCGCCACCGACCCGCACGACAGCACCGAUAAAGCCUUCCGCGGAAUGACCGUCUCCUCCUUCAACACCGUGACCCUCAGCCCAGAGCCAGUCAUCUCCUUCAACGUUCGCCGCCCCUCAGAGACCCUCAGCGCGCUCCAGGCAUCCACCCGCUUCCUCGUUCACCUCCUCGCACCGGGCCCGGUCACCGCCGCCCUAGCCCGUGAUUUCUCCAAGGGAAACCACAACCUCAAGAUACUAAGCGGCGAAGGCGACUAUGAAUUUGCGGCCCAUGCAAGCGACCCGGCUAGUAAGCCGCUUCCGUUGCUGCGCAGGAAGACCCCUCUCGCCACGGAUGGAGAAGUGAACCAAACGGAUGACUUCCCUUUCGUCUUAGAGUGCCAGCUUCAUCCUAAGAGCGUCGACGUCUAUGACCACACUAUUGUCGUUGGGACUGUCGUGCGUGCGCUGUCAUCACAUUUGGCGCACCCGGAUCCGCACGCGGGGACCACCUCCGCGGAAGAGUUAUGCCUGACAUAUGCCAAUACGCGAUUUUGGGAGAUGGGGCAUGAAAUCUAACCUCUGAUGCCUUACUCCUCUUGAGACCACAGAGCAGUCUGAAUAAAUUUACUACCCCGCUUCAUAUGGCCUACCCACCCGACACGGCCAAACUUACCCACCUCCAUCCUACCUGGUUUGUUACUUAUUCAUACAGAGACAAACAAGUCUAUAACUCUCGAUGGGCAGGCGUCCCAUCAGAAGAGAUCUACACCAUGGCUCAAGCAGAAGCCAAAAUCUUGACUGUACAAUAUACCCAGCGAACUAGAA
Molecule: messenger RNA, 1240 nt
Organism: Aspergillus candidus
Lineage: Eukaryota; Fungi; Ascomycota; Eurotiomycetes; Eurotiales; Aspergillaceae
Product: flavin reductase family protein
Exons: 2
Coding region: 140-991 (283 amino acids)
Molecular function (GO): riboflavin reductase (NADPH) activity; FMN binding
Source: RefSeq, a predicted model, not a curated record